AUGAUAUUGAUUGUGUCAGCAAUUUAUGUUUGGCUAACCCCGCAGAUUGGGUUAUUGUAGAUUCAAGUUUUUUGAAAGGAUUUACAUCUAAUAAUGAUUGGCAGAUUUCAAAAUAUUGCUACACAUUUGACAUUGAUGCUGAUUAUUAAUAUUAUACUUGUUAAUUAAAUUUCAUAAGAUAUGCACGUCUUAAGAAAGACAAUUAAAGAAUAGAUAAGAUUUUUAAUUAAAAAAGUUAUUAAUCAGAGGUAAUAGUUGAUAUUUUCUUUGAUAAUGCUGGAAGUCCAUCUGAUAAAAAAGUUUACUUCACAUUAAACUUGACCCAUAGUUUAUCUGCAUAAGAUAUUUUGCAAUAAAGAAAUUAUUUCAACUCUGAUUUAACCUAAAAUGCAAGAUAAAUAUGCAAUAGUUCAACAACAUAAUAUUUUGAUUUCAAGACAUAUGUUGGUACAUCUCCUGCAUUAUAUAAAGAAAAAUUUAAUAUUUCAAUAGGUAUUGAAGCAGAAGAUGACAAUCAAUAAAUUGGGGUUAGAAAUUUAUUUGUCUACAUUAAAUAUUGUUUACCAACUUGCAAAACUUGUUCAAGUUCGACUAGUUGUCUAACGUGUUAUUUCGGUACUCUAUAAUAAGGUGGAUCUUGUACUUGUGACCCUUAUCAUUAAUUUGCUUAAACUGGGAUUGGAUGCAGAUAAGAAUGUGAAAGAGAUUACUAUAUAGCAAGAUCAGAUAAUAUUUGUGUUCCAGAUAGAAGAAUUAAAUCAUAUAUUUCAUAUUUUGAAUCUACAACUUUCACUGCUUAUUCACCUUUUUAAUUUAUUUAAGAUAUUGUAAAUCCAAGAAGUUCUCCAUCGUUAAUUUUCACUUGUCAAUCUACUAAUUAUGUAGGAAGUUUAGUUUUUAACGAAGGAAUGAGAUUAUAAUUUGCAAAUUCACAAUCCUUAAAAUUUAUAAGGCUAAGGAUUACAUUUUAUAUAAAGGGCUUUUUAAUUGAUAAUAGAAUAUAAAUAAUAUUGGAUGAUUAGGUAUAAGGUGAAAUUAUCAAGACUUCAUCUAAUUAUAAUUUUAAUAAUGUUAAAAAAAUUUAUAGUACAAGUAUUAUUUGCACUGAUACUUAUGAUCUAAUUAGAAUAGAAGCAAUUCUUCGAACUUACUUUGUUAAUCCUUAACUCAUUUUAAAAGGAGUAUAGUUAACAUAAGCAACUUCGACAUGGGGAUUCAGAAAUAUAACAAUUGAUAGUGGUAAUUGUUAAGAAAAUUGUGCAGUAUGUACUGAUUUUUCAACAUGUCAAUAGUGUGAUAUUAAUUAUGUUUUAUUUUAAAAUAGUUGUGUCAGUGCUUGUCCAGUGCAUUCUGCUAAUUGCAUCGAUUAUGCAGAUAUGAUACCAAGUAAUGUAAACAAUUAUUCUUAGAUUCUCGUUACUUAGCAAAAGGAUUUUAUAAUUUAAAUAUGAGUACUUUAGAUAUAAACAAUUUUUAUGAUGUUGUAAUUUCAACUGGUAGUAAUUUCUUGACAGGAUAAAAAUUUUCAAUAUUUCCCACUAAAUUCGUUCUAGGAGGCGUUAUGGUAUGGAACAAUGCAAUAUAUAAAAAAUCAUGGAGUAUAUCCAAACCUCAUUAUGCUGUUACAAUUAGAUUUAAUGUUACAUAUGGAGAUUAGUAUAAUGGAAAUUUUUAUUAUACAAUUUAAGGAAUAAAAUCAGUA
Messenger RNA from Paramecium pentaurelia, 1702 nucleotides. Lineage: Eukaryota; Ciliophora; Oligohymenophorea; Peniculida; Parameciidae. The record is from the annotation of a GenBank genome assembly.